GUCAGCCAGUCCUCUUCUUCCUCCUCUCUCUCUUUCUCUCUCCCUCUCCCUCUCUCUCUCUCUCUAUUUCAUUCCCACCAGGAUGGAUCUACCCUCAUAGCACAAGUCUACUUCAGCAGUUGGCAACUUGUUUCCUCGCUCAGAAGUGAAGCAGGAGCUGAAACACACGUUUCUCCUCCACCUCUGACAAGGAUUUGUUUCCCACCUCCGCGCAUCAGCCCCGGCUGUCGGGAGACCUACAGCGAUGACACCAACCUGGCUCCAUCCACGCGUUCUGCUCCUGCUCUGCCUCGUCUCCGGCACAGCGGGCAAUAUGUUUUCGUUCACCGAGGAGCCCUCUGACAGAGUCGGGAAGGCGGACGGCUACUGUAGUCGGAUAUUACGGGCUCAGGGCAAUCGGAAAGAGGACAACAACGAGUUUCGCCUGCGCGUUGAAGGAGACCCCGAGAGCUACCAGCCGGGGAGCACAUACGGAGUGACUGUGAGCGCAUCCAGCCCCUCCUACUUCAGAGGGUUCAUCCUUAUAGCCCUGAAGGAGGGCACAGUAGGAGACAGGGACGAGGACUACGUUGGAAAUUUCCAGAUAAUUGAUGAGGAGGAAACACAAUUCAUGACUAACUGCCCCCCUGCAGUGACAGAGAGCACUCCCCGCAGACGCACCAGCAUCCAGGUGUUUUGGACGGCUCCCUCGAGUGGCUCCGGCUGUGUCCUCCUCAAAGCCAGCAUUGUGCAGAAGAGGAUAAUCAACUUCCAGGAUGAAGGCCCACUAACCAAGCGGAUGUGUGUGAAAGAAUCCCAGUACGGAGAUUCCACAGAUAGACCUCUGCUCGACUGCUGUGCCUGCGGAACAGCAAAGUACAGAGUCACCUUCUUUGGGAACUGGUCGGAGAAGAUUCAUCCCAAAGACUAUCCCCGUCGUGCCAAUCACUGGUCAGCCAUAAUCGGUUCGUCCCACUCUAAGAAUUAUGUGCUGUGGGAGUACGGUGGCCUUGCCAGUGGUGGAGUUAAGCAGAUAGCUGAGCUGGGCUCCCCCGUCAAAAUGGAGGAGGAGAUCAGACAGAAGGGUGAUGAUGUCCUGACAGUCAUUAAAAUGAAAGCACAGUGGCCGGCCUGGCAACCAUUAAAUAUACGGGCUGCUCCUUCAGCUGAAUUCUCAGUGGACCGGACCCGUCACCUCAUGUCCUUCCUGACCAUGCUGGGGCCCAGUCCGGACUGGAAUGUGGGUCUGUCUGCUGAAGACCUGUGCACCAAGGAGUGUGGUUGGUCCCAGAAGGUGGUCCAGGACCUGAUCCCCUGGGAUGCAGGCACUGACAGUGGUGUGACAUAUGAGUCUCCCAACAAGCUCACUGUUCCUCCGAAUAAGAUCCGUCCGCUGACCAGUCUGGAUCAUCCACAGAGCCCGUUUUAUGAUCCUGAGGGGGGCGCUAUCACUCCUGUGGCCAGGGUGGUGAUCGAACGCAUUGCAAGAAAGGGUGAACAGUGCAACAUUGUGCCGGACAAUGUGGACGACAUUGUAGCAGAUAUUGCCCAGGAGGAGAAAGAGGAAGAUGAUACUCCUGAGACGUGCAUCUACUCCAACUGGUCUCCAUGGUCUGCCUGCAGCUCGGCUACUUGUGAAAAGGGCAAGCGGAUGAGGCAGAGGAUGCUGAAGGCCCAGUUGGACCUCAGUGUUUCCUGCCCACACACUCAGGAUUUUGAGCCUUGCAUGGGUCCCGGAUGCAGUGAUGAGGAUUCGUCCACCUGCAUGAUGUCCGAGUGGCUCAGCUGGUCCCCGUGCAGCUUGUCCUGCGGAAUGGGCACACAUACCAGGGAGCGUUACGUCAAACAGUUUCCCGAUGACGGCUCACUCUGCACGCUGCCCACAGACGAAACUGACAACUGUGUGGUCAAUGAGGAAUGCUCUCCCAGCAGUUGCCUGGUCACAGAGUGGGGCGAGUGGGACUUCUGCAGUGCCACUUGUGGUCUCGGCAAGAAGAGGAGAGAGCGCAGGGUGAAGAUUCCUCCUCAAGAUGGUUCCAUUUGUGGGGCAGAGGUGCUCGAGGUGGAGAACUGCAUGAUGCCAGAAUGUCACACAAUCCCCUGCAUGCUGACUCCAUGGUCUGACUGGAGCGACUGCAGUGUGACGUGCGGCAAGGGGCUGAGGACGAGACUGCGCGUGCUCAAGUCCCCCGUGGAACUGGGAGAGUGCACGGAGGAUCUAGAACAGGUGGAGAAGUGCAUGCUGCCAGAGUGUCCCAUAGACUGCGUCAUGUCGGAGUGGACCGACUGGUCCGAGUGCAACAAGUCCUGUGGGAAGGGUCAUACCAUCCGCACACGCAUCUUGAAGCUGGAGCCACAGUUUGGAGGAGACUCGUGUCAGGAAACUAUCCAGAGGAAGAAGUGUAAGAUCAGGAAGUGCAGCCGAGGACAAGCCAACAGCGACGAGAAGAAACAACGCAAGGAACAGCGUGAGAAGAGGAGGAGCAAACAGGGCCGAGUCGAGACCACCUCGGAUCAUCCAGGUUGUAAAAUGAGGCCGUGGUCGAGCUGGACAGAAUGUACCAAGCUGUGUGGCGGCGGUAUUCAGGAACGGCUCAUGACGGUGAAGCAGAGGUUUAAGACGGCCCAGCUGACCAGCUGCAAGGACAGGAAGGAGAUCAGGGCUUGUAACGUGCACCCCUGCUAGGAAGGAGUAGGGGAUCAGGGUUGGUGUGG
Molecule: messenger RNA, 2694 nt
Organism: Pleuronectes platessa (European plaice)
Lineage: Eukaryota; Metazoa; Chordata; Actinopteri; Pleuronectiformes; Pleuronectidae
Gene: spon1a
Product: spondin 1a
Exons: 16
Coding region: 245-2665 (806 amino acids)
Biological process (GO): cell adhesion
Cellular component (GO): extracellular matrix
Source: RefSeq, a predicted model, not a curated record